AUGUCCUCCCCCAACGACGUUCAGGAGCGUAGCAGCCCCGUCUCCCCGUCGAAAGCAGGAUCUUCUUUGACGUCCCUCUUCAUUCUCCAUGCAUUGACUCGUCUCCUCACAUUUGCUCUCAACCAGCUGCUUCUCCGCACGACCACUCCAAUCGCGUUUGGGGUGACAGCAAUCCAGUUCGAGUUGGUCUUCGGAAGCGUGAUGUUGUUGCUGAGAGAGGGAGUGCGGGGCGUGGUUGUCAGAGUUGGUGUAGGGUUGAUCGGCCAUGGGCCCAAUAACGCGAGGGGAACAUCGCAACGUUCUCAGGAAAUCCAGUCCUUGACGAAUCUGACACAUCUCCCCCUCCUUGCUGGUGCACCCAUCUUGGUUGUCGUUUCAAUCAUCUAUGCUAGUUUCCUCGCAUCCCCCGAAACAGCCUCUCAACCUCAUUUUAUCGAAGCUGUCGUUCUGUACUCGUUGGCGGGUCUGCUGGAGCUGGGGUGCGAACCAGCGUACGGAUUAGCGACAUCGACGUUUCGAACGGACAUACGUGUCCGCGCAGAAGGACUUGGUGUAACGUUGAAAUCCGUGACAACCUUCCUUAUACUCUACUUCUCGCACCACUCUCAUCUCGCAAGCGAUACGCAUGAAUAUGCUCUAUUGGCAUAUGCAUUUGGACAAUUAGCGUACAGUAUCACGCUCGCACUUUCAUACAUGGCUGCGUUCAAGAAGGAGAGGUCGUUAAUGAGCUUGAUGCCGACCUACUUCAUCCCUCAUAUGCUCAACCUCGUGCUCACCAUCAACGCGCAAGCUCUCCUGAAGCACAUACUGACGGAGUCCGAUAAAUUGGUCCUGUCGUACUUCAGCUUGUCUUUGGCUGCUCAAGGAGGGUAUGCAAUUGCCGCCAAUUACGGCUCACUCGUCGCACGGCUCGUCCUCCAGCCCAUCGAAGAAUCCUUACGACUGUUCUUUUCUGGCAUCCUAGCGCCUCCUCCUCCUAGUUCAUCAAGUCCAUCUCCUGCUGGUCCCUCUUCCCCAUCUCGCUCGUUGCCAUCUCUACUGCAUGCCCACGCGUCGCUCGCCAUUCUACUGAAAUCACAGCUAUCGCUAUCGCUCAUUCUGGUUACCUUUGCCCCCAUCUAUCUACCCUACGCCCUCCCUCUCCUCCUUCCACCAGCAUUUCUUCAGGGAACCAACGCUGCGGAACUUCUGCAGGUCUGGGUGUGGUGUCUACCUGUCCUGAGUCUGAAUGGAGGCCUCGAGGCAUUUGUCGCCGUCACUGCGGAGACGGGUGAUCUAGCGAGACAGAGCUUCUUCAUGUUCACUUUCUCGAUUCUCUACUUGUCGUCGGCGCUGGUGUUUUACUCAUAUUUUGAACUAGGUGAUGCCUCUCUCAUCUACGCAAACAUCGUCAACCUCCUCGCUCGGAUAUCGUUCUGUCUCUUCUUUGUCCAAACGUUUUUCCAGGGGCAAUAUCAGGCGAUUGUGUCCCAAGCUGCAGCACCUCCGACACACAAACCCAUUCAGUCCUACCCGUUCACAUUCAAGCCUGGGGAAUGGUUGCCGCAUCCACGAGUAAUAACCACCUGCGUGCUUUCGUACGCUAUACUCUCAUCGAAGGCAUUGGUGCCCCCUCCGAUGACAACGUCGUCGUCCCCGAUGCGAUACCUUCUUUCGAAGGUUAUGAUCAGAUAUAUCGGUGUUGGAGGUGCGCUGGGAUUAGGCUGUUUAUACGUAUGGUGGAUUACAACAGGAAAGCUGUUGAGGACUACCUUUACUAGAUGGGCAACGGCGAAGACAGCCUGA
Messenger RNA from Pleurotus ostreatus (oyster mushroom), 1785 nucleotides. RefSeq names its product Oligosaccharide translocation protein rft1. Lineage: Eukaryota; Fungi; Basidiomycota; Agaricomycetes; Agaricales; Pleurotaceae. The record is from RefSeq and is a predicted model, not a curated record. The coding region runs from base 1 to 1785 and encodes 594 amino acids. Gene Ontology annotation, biological process: dolichol-linked oligosaccharide biosynthetic process; glycolipid translocation. Gene Ontology annotation, cellular component: endoplasmic reticulum membrane. The transcript is spliced from 5 exons.